Molecule: messenger RNA, 984 nt
Organism: Diplodia corticola
Lineage: Eukaryota; Fungi; Ascomycota; Dothideomycetes; Botryosphaeriales; Botryosphaeriaceae
Exons: 4
Coding region: 1-984 (327 amino acids)
Cellular component (GO): Golgi membrane
Source: RefSeq, a predicted model, not a curated record
AUGACGCCCGUUCCUUGGCGCCGAUCGUCACCUCAACCACGCUCCGCGCGCACCACUCCUCAGCUGCCCGAACUUGACGUGGCAUUCCAGGCACACGCCCUCCCCGAGCCCUCCACCCGUCGCCGCGGCCUUCACUGCGCUCAGCCGACCCAAGCCAUGAACCCGCAGAUCUCGCUGCCGCGCCAUGGCGGCCCGUCCAACAACUUCGGCGGCACCGUGCCCAGCAACCGCCGCCAGGGCGUCAAGAUGCCGCGCUUCUUCAAGCGCCUGUUCAAGUUUCCGCAGAUGGACUUCGAGACGGCUGUCUGGGAGAUGAUGAGCCUCAUAAUAGCACCCAAGAAGGUGUUCCGCUCCAUAUACUACCACACGAAGAACACCUGGCACCGCCCUGAUCCCGCCUUCACCUACCUGCUGUCCUUCUUCCUGAUCCUGACCUCGCUCGCCUGGGGUCUGGCCUACGCCGAAGGCUUUGGCAAAACGCUGCGCAUAAUGCUGGUGUUUGUCUUCGUGCACUUCAUUGGCUUGUCUCUGGCUGUCGCGACCUCUGCCUACUUCUUGGUUGGACGACUGUUGGGUCCGGGUGUGCCCGGCUUGCCCGGGCGGCGGAGACAAGGGCUCUUUGUGCAGCCAGGCGACGGAGAGCAGCUCGAGUUUGGAUACUGCUUCGAUGUCUCGAUCCGCGCAUUCUUCCCUGUGUGGUUCUUUCUUUACGUCAUUCAGUUCCUCCUGAUGCCUCUCAUUGCCCGCGACUUUUGGGUUUCGUCGCUUGUUGGUAACUCGUUGUACCUGCUUGCUUUUGGGUACUAUACCAUCAUCACCUUCCUGGGUUAUAACGCCCUCCCUUUCCUUCACCACACUGAGCUUCUCCUCACCCCGGUGGCUGUUUUCACCGUACUCUGGUUCAUCAGCUUGUUCGGCGCCAACCUGCCCAAGCAUUUGGCACCCGUUUUAUGGGCUGGGGCCAAGUUGCGCAAGUCCGUAUGA